Molecule: messenger RNA, 9531 nt
Organism: Caenorhabditis angaria
Lineage: Eukaryota; Metazoa; Nematoda; Chromadorea; Rhabditida; Rhabditidae
Source: the annotation of a GenBank genome assembly
CUGCUUUUGCUGUCCAAGUCGCCGUCACGUCAAAUCGCCUGCUUGCCAAAUCGCCGUGUUUUCAAGUCGCCGUACCUUCAAGUCGCCGUCUACUCAAGUCGCCGUCUACUCAAGUCGCCGUCUCGUCAGGUCGCCGUCACGUCAAGUCGCCGUCACGUCAAGUCGCCGUCACGUCAAGUCGCCGUCACGUCAAGUCGCCGUCACGUCCAAUCGCCGUCUUCCGUUGCUGAUGGUGGCCUCGAGCUCGUAGUAAAGGGUUCUCAGUCUUUUGACUGAGAAUUUAUCUUUUUCGAGCUCGAGUAUAGUGGCAAAAUCUAGAGACAUGCCUGGCUCGCCAGAAAUCUGGAAAUUUCCAUUUUUCUGGUAUAUAUCGGGCUGUUUCUAGAUUUUGCCGCUAGCGCAUCGUGCGCUCAACAAUAAAUAAAUAAAUGAUUUUUUUGCAAUGUGUUUUUGAUAUCCCCCAUCGACUGACUUUCCCAAAUUUCUGAUACUAAUGAUUUUUUUCCAGAAUUGCCAGUUGCCACUUCUCAGUCAGUCUUCUCAACUCCGACGCUGCUCAACACCACCACCAUCACCACCACCAAUUUGCACCACUCGGAAGCCACACAUCGACGACAAGGAGGAGGACGAGGACAAUUGCGGAGAAGUUAGUUUAUUUACUUUUCGGGUUUAGAAUUAGAAAUUUUUGAAAGUUUAAGAAUUGAGAUAAAUUAGAAUUAGGAAAUUAGUGAUAUUUUUGUAGUUAGAUUCUAAAAAUUAGGGUUUUUUUUGAGUUUGAAUUAAGAACUAAUUUUAAUAAUUCUCUUUUUUUAUUAGAGAUAUUAGAUUUAGAUAAUUAGUGAUAUUUAGGUAAUUAGAUUCUAAAAAUUAGGGAUUUUUUUGAGUUUAAUUAAGGGUUAAUUUCGAAUUUCGAAGGUUAUGAGUUGAGAGGCAGUACCUCUCAACUUAUAAAUGAAUCGAGAGGCAGUACCUGCUCGAUUCAUAAAAAACUUUCGAAAUUCUAUAAAAAUUAACUUUUUUUUUGAACUUGAAUUGAUGACUAAUUUUUGGAAUUUCUUAUUAGAGAAUAUUUAAUUAGGUAAUUAGUGAUUUUUAGUAAUUAGAUUCUAAAAAUUAGGGAUUUUUUUGAGUUUAAUUAAGGGUUAAUUUUGAAUUUCGAAGGUUAUGAGUUGAGAGGCAGUACCUCUCAACUUAUAAAUGAAUCGAGAGGCAGUACCUGCUCGAUUCAUAAAAAACUUUCGAAAUUCUAAUAAAUUAACCUUUUUUUGAACUUGAAUUAAUCACUAAUUUUUAGAAUUUCUUAUUUUUUAUUAGAGAUAUUAGUAUUAGAUAUUUAGGUAAUUAGAUUCUAAAAAUUAGGGAUUUUUUUGAGUUUAAUUAAGGGUUAAUUUCGAAUUUCGAAGGUUAUGAGUUGAGAGGCAGUACCUCUCAACUUAUAAAUUAAUCGAGAGGCAGUACCUGCUCGAUUCAUAAAAAACUUUCGAAAUUCUUAUAAAUUAACCUUUUUUGAACUUGAAUUAAUCACUAAUUUUUAGAAUUCCUUAUUUUUUAUUAGAAAAUAUUUAAUUAGGUAAUUAGUGAUAUUUUUGUAGUUAGAUUCUAAAAAUUAGGGGUUUUUUUGAGUUUAAUUAAGGGUUAAUUUCGAAUUUCGAAGGUUAUGAGUUGAGAGGCAGUACCUCUCAACUUAUAAAUUAAUCGAGAGGCAGUACCUGCUCGAUUCAUAAAAAACUUUCGAAAUUCUUAUAAAUUAACCUUUUUUUGAACUUGAAUUAAUCACUAAUUUUUAGAAUUCCUUAUUUUUUAUUAGAAAAUAUUUAAUUAGGUAAUUAGUGAUAUUUUUGUAGUUAGAUUCUAAAAAUUAGGGGUUUUUUUGAGUUUAAUUAAGGGUUAGUUUGAAUUUCGAAAGUUAUGAGUUGAGAGGCAGUACCUCUCAACUUAUAAAUGAAUCGAGAGGCAGUACCUGCUCGAUUCAUCAAAAACUUUCGAAAUUCUAAUAAAUUAACCUUUUUUUGAACUUGAAUUAAUCACUAAUUUUUUGGAAUUUGUUAUUAGAGAAUAUUUAAUUAGGUAAUUAGUGAUUUUUAGUAAUUAGAUUCUAAAAAUUAGGGAUUUUUUUGAGUUUAUUAAAGGGUUAGUUUUGAAUUUCGAAGGUUAUAAGUUGAGAGGCAGUACCUCUCAACUUAUAAAUGAAUCGAGAGGCAGUACCUGCUCGAUUCAUAAAAAACUUUCGAAAUUCUAAUAAAUUAACCUUUUUUUGAACUUGAAUUAAUCACUAAUUUUUAGAAUUUCUUAUUUUUUAUUAGAGAUAUUAGUAUUAGAUAUUUAGGUAAUUAGAUUCUAAAAAUUAGGGAUUUUUUUGAGUUUAUUAAAGGGUUAGUUUUGAAUUUCGAAGGUUAUAAGUUGAGAGGCAGUACCUCUCAACUUAUAAAUGAAUCGAGAGGCAGUACCUGCUCGAUUCAUAAAAAACUUUCGAAAUUCUUAUAAAUUAACCUUUUUUUGAACUUGAAUUGAUUACUAAUUUUUAGAAUUCCUUAUUUUUUAUUAGAAAAUAUUUAAUUAGGUAAUUAGUGAUAUUUUUGUAGUUAUAUUCUAAAAAUUAGGGGUUUUUUUGAGUUUAAUUAAGGGUUAGUUUGAAUUUCGAAAGUUAUGAGUUGAGAGGCAGUACCUCUCAACUUAUAAAUGAAUCGAGAGGCAGUACCUGCUCGAUUCAUCAAAAACUUUCGAAAUUCUAAUUAAUUAACCUUUUUUUUAACUUGAAUUAAUCACUAAUUUUUGGAAUUUGUUAUUAGAGAAUAUUUAAUUAGGUAAUUAGUGAUUUUUAGUAAUUAGAUUCUAAAAAUUAGGGGUUUUUUUGAGUUUAAUUAAGGGUUAAUUUUGAUUUUCGAAGGGUUUUCUAGAUUUUUGUUCCGUUUUUUUUCCCAGGAACUACGAGAGCCGUAUCCAGCUGCUGUUCUGCGUUUGCCGUACAAGUCGCCGUCUCUUCAAGUCUCCUGCUCGCCAAAUCGCCGUGUUUUCAAGUCGCCGUCACUUCAAGUAGCCGCCACGUCAAGUCGCCGUCACUCCGUCACUCCGACGCUGCUCAACAACACCAACACCAACACCACCACCACCACCACCAAUUUGCACCACUCGGAAGCCACACAUCGACGACAAGGAGGAGGACGAGGACAAUUGCAGUGAAGUUAGUUUAUUUACUUUUCGGGUUUAGAAUUAGAAAUUUUUGAAAGUUUAAGAAUUGAGAUAAAUUAGAAUUAGGAAAUUAGUGAUAUUUUUGUAGUUAGAUUCUAAAAAUUAGGGUUUUUUUUGAGUUUGAAUUAAGAACUAAUUUUAAUAAUUCUCUUUUUUUAUUAGAGAUAUUAGAUUUAGAUAAGUAGUGAUAUUUAAUUAAUUAGAUUCUAAAAAUUAGGGAUUUUUUAAGUUCAAUAAGGGGUUAAUUUUGAAUUUCGAAGGUUAUGAGUUGAGCGGCAGUACCUCUCAACUUAUAAAUGAAUCGAGAGGCAGUACCUGCUCGAUUCAUAAAAAACUUUCGAAAUUCUUAUAAAUUAACCUUUUUUUGAACUUGAAUUGAUAACUAAUUUUUAUAAUUUCUUAUUCUUUAUUAGAGAUAUUAGAAUUAGAUAAUUAGUAAUUAGAUUCUAAAAAUUAGGGAUUUUUUUGAGUUUAUUAAAGGGUUAGUUUUGAAUUUCGAAGGUUAUAAGUUGAGAGGCAGUACCUCUCAACUUAUAAAUGAAUCGAGAGGCAGUACCUGCUCGAUUCAUAAAAAACUUUCGAAAUUCUAAUUAAUUAACCUUUUUUUAACUUGAAUAAAUCACUAAUUUAUAGAAUUUGUUAUUUUUUAUUAGAGAAUAUUUAAUUAGGUAAUUAGUGAUUUUUAGUAAUUAGAUUCUAAAAAUUAGGGAUUUUUUGAGUUUAAUUAAGGGUUAGUUUGAAUUUCGAAAGUUAUGAGUUGAGAGGCAGUACCUCUCAACUUAUAAAUUAAUCGAGAGGCAGUACCUGCUCGAUUCAUAAAAAACUUUCGAAAUUCUUAUAAAUUAACCUUUUUUUGAACUUGAAUUAAUCACUAAUUUUUAGAAUUCCUUAUUUUUUAUUAGAAAAUAUUUAAUUAGGUAAUUAGUGAUAUUUUUGUAGUUAGAUUCUAAAAAUUAGGGGUUUUUUUGAGUUUAAUUAAGGGUUAGUUUGAAUUUCGAAAGUUAUGAGUUGAGAGGCAGUACCUCUCAACUUAUAAAUGAAUCGAGAGGCAGUACCUGCUCGAUUCAUCAAAAACUUUCGAAAUUCUAAUAAAUUAACCUUUUUUUUGAACUUGAAUUAAUCACUAAUUUUUGGAAUUUGUUAUUAGAGAAUAUUUAAUUAGGUAAUUAGUGAUUUUUAGUAAUUAGAUUCUAAAAAUUAGGGAUUUUUUUGAGUUUAUUAAAGGGUUAGUUUUGAAUUUCGAAGGUUAUAAGUUGAGAGGCAGUACCUCUCAACUUAUAAAUGAAUCGAGAGGCAGUACCUGCUCGAUUCAUAAAAAACUUUCGAAAUUCUAAUAAAUUAACCUUUUUUGAACUUGAAUUAAUCACUAAUUUUUAGAAUUUCUUAUUUUUUAUUAGAGAUAUUAGUAUUAGAUAUUUAGGUAAUUAGAUUCUAAAAAUUAGGGAUUUUUUUGAGUUUAUUAAAGGGUUAGUUUUGAAUUUCGAAGGUUAUAAGUUGAGAGGCAGUACCUCUCAACUUAUAAAUGAAUCGAGAGGCAGUACCUGCUCGAUUCAUAAAAAACUUUCGAAAUUCUUAUAAAUUAACCUUUUUUUGAACUUGAAUUGAUUACUAAUUUUUAGAAUUCCUUAUUUUUUAUUAGAAAAUAUUUAAUUAGGUAAUUAGUGAUAUUUUUGUAGUUAUAUUCUAAAAAUUAGGGGUUUUUUUGAGUUUAAUUAAGGGUUAGUUUGAAUUUCGAAAGUUAUGAGUUGAGAGGCAGUACCUCUCAACUUAUAAAUGAAUCGAGAGGCAGUACCUGCUCGAUUCAUCAAAAACUUUCGAAAUUCUAAUUAAUUAACCUUUUUUUUAACUUGAAUUAAUCACUAAUUUUUGGAAUUUGUUAUUAGAGAAUAUUUAAUUAGGUAAUUAGUGAUUUUUAGUAAUUAGAUUCUAAAAAUUAGGGGUUUUUUUGAGUUUAAUUAAGGGUUAAUUUUGAUUUUCGAAGGGUUUUCUAGAUUUUUGUUCCGUUUUUUUUCCCAGGAACUACGAGAGCCGUAUCCAGCUGCUGUUCUGCGUUUGCCGUACAAGUCGCCGUCUCUUCAAGUCUCCUGCUCGCCAAAUCGCCGUGUUUUCAAGUCGCCGUCACUUCAAGUAGCCGCCACGUCAAGUCGCCGUCACUCCGUCACUCCGACGCUGCUCAACAACACCAACACCAACACCACCACCACCACCACCAAUUUGCACCACUCGGAAGCCACACAUCGACGACAAGGAGGAGGACGAGGACAAUUGCAGUGAAGUUAGUUUAUUUACUUUUCGGGUUUAGAAUUAGAAAUUUUUGAAAGUUUAAGAAUUGAGAUAAAUUAGAAUUAGGAAAUUAGUGAUAUUUUUGUAGUUAGAUUCUAAAAAUUAGGGUUUUUUUUGAGUUUGAAUUAAGAACUAAUUUUAAUAAUUCUCUUUUUUUAUUAGAGAUAUUAGAUUUAGAUAAGUAGUGAUAUUUAAUUAAUUAGAUUCUAAAAAUUAGGGAUUUUUUUAAGUUCAAUAAGGGGUUAAUUUUGAAUUUCGAAGGUUAUGAGUUGAGCGGCAGUACCUCUCAACUUAUAAAUGAAUCGAGAGGCAGUACCUGCUCGAUUCAUAAAAAACUUUCGAAAUUCUAAUUAAUUAACCUUUUUUUAACUUGAAUAAAUCACUAAUUUAUAGAAUUUGUUAAUUUUUAUUAGAGAAUAUUUAAUUAGGUAAUUAGUGAUUUUUAGUAAUUAGAUUCUAAAAAUUAGGGAUUUUUUGAGUUUAAUUAAGGGUUAGUUUGAAUUUCGAAAGUUAUGAGUUGAGAGGCAGUACCUCUCAACUUAUAAAUUAAUCGAGAGGCAGUACCUGCUCGAUUCAUAAAAAACUUUCGAAAUUCUAAUUAAUUAACCUUUUUUUUAACUUGAAUAAAUCACUAAUUUAUAGAAUUUGUUAUUUUUUAUUAGAGAAUAUUUAAUUAGGUAAUUAGUGAUUUUUAGUAAUUAGAUUCUAAAAAUUAGGGAUUUUUUUGAGUUUAAUUAAGGGUUAGUUUGAAUUUCGAAGGUUAUAAGUUGAGAGGCAGUACCUCUCAACUUAUAAAUGAAUCGAGAGGCAGUACCUGCUCGAUUCAUAAAAAACUUUCGAAAUUCUAAUUAAUUAACCUUUUUUUUAACUUGAAUAAAUCACUAAUUUAUAGAAUUUGUUAUUUUUUAUUAGAGAAUAUUUAAUUAGGUAAUUAGUGAUUUUUAGUAAUUAGAUUCUAAAAAUUAGGGAUUUUUUUGAGUUUAAUUAAGGGUUAGUUUGAAUUUCGAAAGUUAUGAGUUGAGAGGCAGUACCUCUCAACUUAUAAAUGAAUCGAGAGGCAGUACCUGCUCGAUUCAUAAAAAACUUUCGAAAUUCUAAUAAAUUAACCUUUUUUUUAACUUGAAUUAAUCACUAAUUUUUGGAAUUUCUUAUUUUUUAUUAGAGAAUAUUUAAUUAGGUAAUUAGUAAUUAGUUUCUAAAAAUUAGGGGUUUUUUUGAGUUUAAUUAAGGGUUAGUUUGAAUUUCGAAGGUUAUAAGUUGAGAGGCAGUACCUCUCAACUUAUAAAUGAAUCGAGAGGCAGUACCUGCUCGAUUCAUAAAAAACUUUCGAAAUUCUUAUAAAUUAACCUUUUUUUUUAACUUGAAUUCAUAACUAAUUUUUAGAAUUUCUUUUUUUUAUUAGAGAUAUUAGAAUUAGGUAAUUAGUGAUAUUUAAGUAAUUAGAUUCUAAAAAUUAGGGUUUUUUUUGAGUUUAAUUAAGGGUUAAUUUGGAAUUUCGAAGGUUAUAAGUUGAGAGGCAGUACCUCUCAACUUAUAAAUGAAUCGAGAGGCAGUACCUGCUCGAUUCAUAAAAAACUUUCGAAAUUCUAAUAAAUUAACCUUUUUUUUAACUUGAAUUAAUCACUAAUUUUUGGAAUUUGUUAUUAGAAAAUAUUUAAUUAGGUAAUUAGUGAUAUUUAGGUAAUUAGAUUCUAAAAAUUAGGGAUUUUUUUGAGUUUAAUUAAGGGUUAGUUUUGAAUUUCGAAAGUUAUGAGUUGAGAAGCAGUACCUCUCAACUUAUAAAUGAAUCGAGAGGCAGUACCUGCUCGAUUCAUAAAAAACUUUCGAAAUUCUAAUAAAUUAACCUUUUUUUAACUUGAAUUAAUCACUAAUUUUUGGAAUUUGUUAUUAGAAAAUAUUUAAUUAGGUAAUUAGUGAUAUUUAGGUAAUUAGAUUCUAAAAAUUAGGGAUUUUUUUGAGUUUAAUUAAAGGGUUAGUUUUGAAUUUGAACUUGAACUUGAAUUGAUAACUAAUUUUUAGAAUUUCAUAUUUUUUAUUAGAGAAGUUAGAAUUAGGUAAUUAGUGAUAUUUUAGUAAUUAGAUUCUAAAAAUUAGGGAUUUUUUUGAGUUUAAUUAAGGGUUAAUUUUGAUUUUCGAAGGGUUUUCUAGAUUUUUGUUCCGUUUUUUUUUCCCAGGAACUACGAGAGCCGUAUCCAGCUGCUGUUCUGCUUUUGCCGCACAAUCGCCGUCUCUUCAAGUCUCCUGCUCGCCAAAUCGCCGUGUUUUCAAGUCGCCGUCACUUCAAGUAGCCGCCACGUCAAGUCGCCGUCACUCCGUCACUCCGACGCUGCUCAACAACACCAACACCACCACCACCACCACCAAUUUGCACCACUCGGAAGCCACACAUCGACGACAAGGAGGAGGACGAGGACAAUUGCGGAGAAGUUAGUUUAUUUACUUUUCGGGUUUAGAAUUAGAAUAUUUGAAAGUUUGAGAAUUGAGAUAAAUUAGAAUUAGAAAAUUAGUGAUUUUUAGUAAUUAGGUUCUAAAAAUUAGGGGUUUUUUUGAGUUUAAUUAAGGGUGAAUUUUGAAUUUCGAAAGUUAUGAGUUGAGAGGCAGUACCUCUCAACUUAUAAAUGAAUCGAGAGGCAGUACCUGCUCGAUUCAUAAAAAACUUUCGAAAUUCUAAUAAAUUAACCUUUUUUUUAACUUGAAUUAAUCACUAAUUUUUGGAAUUUGUUAUUAGAGAAUAUUUAAUUAGGUAAUUAGUUAUAUUUAGGUAAUUAGAUUCUAAAAAUUAGGGAUUUUUUUUGAGUUUAAUUAAGGGUUAGUUUGAAUUUCGAAAGUUAUGAGUUGAGAGGCAGUACCUCUCAACUUAUAAAUGAAUCGAGAGGCAGUACCUGCUCGAUUCAUAAAAAACUUUCGAAAUUCUAAUAAAUUAACCUUUUUUUAAACUUGAAUUGAUAACUAAUUUUUAUAAUUUCUUAUUUUUUAUUAGAGAAUAUUUAAUUAGGUAAUUAGAUUCUAAAAAUUAGGGAUUUUUUUUGAGUUUAAUUAAGGGUUAGUUUGAAUUUCGAAAGUUAUGAGUUGAGAGGCAGUACCUCUCAACUUAUAAAUGAAUCGAGAGGCAGUACCUGCUCGAUUCAUAAAAAACUUUCGAAAUUCUAAUAAAUUAACCUUUUUUUAAACUUGAAUUGAUAACUAAUUUUUAUAAUUUCUUAUUUUUUAUUAGAGAAUAUUUAAUUAGGUAAUUAGAUUCUAAAAAUUAUGGAUUUUUUUUGAGUUUAAUUAAGGGUUAGUUUGAAUUUCGAAAGUUAUGAGUUGAGAAGCAGUACCUCUCAACUUAUAAAUGAAUCGAGAGGCAGUACCUGCUCGAUUCAUAAAAAACUUUCGAAAUUCUAAUAAAUUAACCUUUUUUUAAACUUGAAUUGAUAACUAAUUUUUAUAAUUUCUUAUUUUUUAUUAGAGAAUAUUUAAUUAGGUAAUUAGAUUCUAAAAAUUAGGGAUUUUUUUGAGUUUAAUUAAGGGUUAGUUUGAAUUUCGAAAGUUAUGAGUUGAGAGGCAGUACCUCUCAACUUAUAAAUGAAUCGAGAGGCAAUACCUGCUCGAUUCAUAAAAAACUUUCGAAAUUCUAAUAAAUUAACCUUUUUUUAAACUUGAAUUGAUAACUAAUUUUUAUAAUUUCUUAUUUUUUAUUAGAGAUAUUAGAAUUAGGUAAUUAGAUUCUAAAAAUUAGGGAUUUUUUUGAGUUUAAUUAGGGGUUAAUUUUGAUUUUCGAAGGGUUUUCUAGAUUUUUGUUCCGUUUUUUUCCCAGGAACUACGAGAGCCGUAUCCAGCUGCUGUUCUGCUUUUGCCGCACAAUCGCCGUCUCUUCAAGUCUCCUGCUCGCCAAAUCGCCGUGUUUUCAAGUCGCCGUCACUUCAAGUAGCCGUCACUCCGUCACUCCGACGCUGCUCAACAACACCAACACCACCACCACCACCACCAAUUUGCACCACUCCGAAGCCACACAUCGACGACAAGGAGGAGGACGAGGACAAUUGCAGUGAAGUUAGUUUAUUUACUUUUCGGGUUUAG